Molecule: messenger RNA, 1894 nt
Organism: Amblyraja radiata (thorny skate)
Lineage: Eukaryota; Metazoa; Chordata; Chondrichthyes; Rajiformes; Rajidae
Gene: saraf
Product: store-operated calcium entry-associated regulatory factor
Biological process (GO): regulation of store-operated calcium entry
Cellular component (GO): endoplasmic reticulum membrane
Source: RefSeq, a predicted model, not a curated record
AUGGGUCUCGCUGGCCUGGAACGAGUCCUCCUUCGAGAAGUCCAAAGUCUGACACUGUAUUGGCGAUAUACAAAUGGUCGGAGAUCAAGCCCUGUGCCCCAGCUGCAGGUGUUGGGUGGCACAGCUAGCUGCACUUCCUUCAUUCCACAAGUGGUGCAGUGUUACAAAGGAUGGGAUGGCUAUGAUGUACAGUGGGAAUGCAAGGCGGAUAUGGACAUUGCUUAUCGAUUUGGAGCAGUCACAGUCAGUUGUGAAGGUUACAAUUAUCCAGAAGAUCCUUACGUUUUGAGGGGAUCCUGUGGCUUGGAAUAUGUUAUAGAUCUUACUAAGGAAGGUGUACAGAAGAAAAGAGAUAAUUCCGGAUUCGUUCAUCAACCGCCGAAACAGGAAGAUCCCACAGUUGUCAACAAUCCAUCCGAUUUAAUGCUGUUACUCUUCCUAUUUUGUCUUGCUUAUUUGGUGUAUAGGACAUGUUUGAGAAACCAACAAAAUGAUAACCAGUCUUCCCCAAAAGGCGAAGAAGAUGUUAACAAUAAGGCAGGUCCUUCAAAAUGUCCACCAUCUCCUGGCUUUAAAACCGGAGUACACGGGUUCAUUCACCUAUAUCUAUUUUCAGGAAGCACUGCUGAUGAAUGCCAUAAUGACAAUACCAAUCAGGGAUCUAAUGGCCAUCAAGCGAAAGGACAUAGUUCAGGACCAGGAUUUUCGAAUAACCAUGCCAAUCAAGGAUCUAAAGGCCAUCAACCGGGAGGACAUAGUUCAGGACCAGGAUUUUGGACUGGAAUUGGAGCCGGUGGCUUCCUGGGGUACUUACUUGGCAGCAGAAGAUCUCAGCCAAGCAAUUCAUAUCAACCAUUCUACAGGGGGAAUCCUGCACCUUACACAUAUAGAUCUCAGCCAAGCAAUUCAUAUAAUCCAUCCUACAGGGAGAAUCCUGCACCUUACACACAACAAAGGCAGGAGACUAAUUGGAAACCUGAAGCUACAGGAAGCAGAACAGUGUCAGGAUUUGGUGGGACAAAAAGAAGAUAAGGAAAUUCGAAGUACAAGAGCAAUGCAAAUGUUUAACCAUUUAAAGGUUGCGGCUUCAGUCGUACAGUUUAUUGUGAGGAUGCUGAAGAAAGCGAUACUUGCUUCAAUUCGCAAUUUUAACUUGCUACUGUAUUCAAUUUAUUUCAAUGACUAAGUUUGGAACCAGGAAACAAUUAGGGUAGAUUUCAAAAUCUGGAAGAUAUCCAUGUGUGUAUGAGUAUUUUUAAGUCAAGUGUGGGGCUCUAAUAAUCUGCAUCAGUUUGAAAUAAUUUCUAAAUUUUGCUUCCUUUAAAUUUAUAAUCUUGCAUUUAGCUGUAAAUAUUCCUUAUCAGUGAGACACAAUUAAAAUUUUCUGGUGGAUCGAAGUUGGAAGAAUAGAAAACAAUAAUUUGUUCAAACUAAUUAUUGUGAAUUAGUUCCAAAUCCAAUAUCUAAUAACUGAAUAUCUUUUGGGGCUGGAGAACAGCUAAUGGUUACCAAUAAGUUUGAUCCAGCAUUUAGCAGCAGGACCUGCUCCACAUUUAAUUCUACCACUCAAAGUAAAGUUAUGUGCACACUGGUUUUGUGGGGUUUAUCAUGGAUUUUGUUUCAAGCCCUAUUUGUUUUGCCGUUGACGUUGCUUUCAAGCAUUGUCAAUUUCCUUCUGCCCUAUAUGAAAGGCUACAAUUUGUCCAAGGGUCAUUGAUUGUCCUUGACUCGUUUCACUGUUUUGAAAUCUUAUGAUAUAGAAAAAAAGUGAGUUGUUAAUUAAAUAUCAGUCCUGUUAUCUUCUGCAUAAAAGUAAGUUGGUCUUUGUGCUAGCUAAGAUCUGAGGCAGGCAUCGUGAAAAAUAAAUAAACUGAGUGAUUUAUUAAAAAAACAA